AUGGCUUCGUACAGCAUUUUCACUACUUCUAAAAUGACUCUUUCAUUCCAAAUAAUCUUUUUCUUUCUCAUAAUAACUCAUACAACUUCCCUAACUUUGAAUUUUUCCAGCUUCAAUCCGAAUUCCCGUUGUCUAAAUUACGAACGAAAUACUUCUGUCUCCCAAAAUGCCAUCUAUCUCACCACAGAUAAUUCUACCACUUGGGUUAUCGGUCGAGUCACAUAUUGUAAACCAUUUAAUUCUACCAACUUGGGUAUUACGGUUUGUCUAAAUUACGAACGAAAUACUUCUGUCUCCCAAAAUGCCAUCUAUCUCACCACAGAUAAUUCUACCACUUGGGUUAUCGGUCGAGUCACAUAUUGUAAACCAGUUUAUCUUUGGAACAAAACCUCAAGAAAUCUCACCGACUUCCACACAGCUUUUUCUUUUUCAAUAGAAUCCAAAGAUCUUACAACUAGUGGAGACGGAAUGACUUUCUUUCUUUCAUCGGAGAAUUUCACUCUCGGGGAUCAUUUUGCUGGCGGUGGUCUCGGCCUUGCUAUAGAAAAUCAGACCUCUAAAUAUCCAUUUCUUGCUGUAGAAUUUGAUACUUUUCGUAACAGUUGGGAUCCCUCAUCUCGUCAACAUGUAGGUAUUGAUAUUAAUUCUGUAAACUCUAAUAUUACUACAGAUUGGUCUUGGUCUAAAGGCAUGGAGGAUGGUCAAAAAGUUAAUGCUUCAAUUACAUAUGACUCUACCCUAAAAAGAUUAACUGUUAGUUUCACUGCAUUUAGUAAUAAUGAUGAGUUAAUUGAGCAAAAUCUUAUUUAUGAUGUUGAUUUAAGAGAUUACUUACCUGAAUGGGUUAACAUAGGGUUUUCAGCUGCUACAGGAUCGGCUUUCGAACAGCAUAAUCUUUAUUCAUGGUUUUUUACUUCAAAUUUGCAAGAGCCAAAGCAUAUACCAAAGCAUAUAGUACCAAAAGAUAAUACGUUACAAAUAACUGAUGUACCAAAAAAUAAUACAUCGACAAACAGGUCCAACUCUAACAAAGUUAUAGGACUUGCAAUAGGGCUAAGCAUUGGUUUAUGUGUUUUUGUUGGUGUAAUAAUAUCAAGUUUGUCAUAUUUUUGCUGCUGGAAAGAGAGUAAAGAGGAAGAGGGUAAUGAAUUUAUCCCUAAUUUAUCAAUUGAUGAUGAGUUUGGGAAGAACAACGGCCCGCGAAAGUUCUCUUACAAUGAUUUGGUUCGUGCAACCAAUAACUUCUCAGAGCAAGAAAAGCUUGGAGAAGGAGGGUUUGGAGCAGUUUACAGAGGAUAUUUGAAAGAAGUAGAUUUGUUUGUUGCAGUAAAGAGAAUAUCAAGAGAAUCCAAGCAAGGAAUAAGGGAAUAUGCAUCAGAAGUAAAGGUAAUUAGUCAAUUGAGGCAUAGAAAUUUAGUGCAACUUUUAGGUUGGUGCCAUGAAAGAGGAGAAUUAUUGCUUGUUUAUGAAUUCAUGCCUAAUGGAAGCUUGGAUUCCCAUCUUUUUAAAGAUUUAAAUUUUAUUAUUGCUAAAAAUUAAAAAACAAUAAAAAUUUCCUACAAAGUCCUCUCUCUUUCUCUCAAAAUCUAAGCCACUGGUGAGCUCUUAUGUCAGGGACUGCACCUUAGGCGAAAUCCCACAUCGGCUAAGCACAAGGUGGAAGUACUGUACAUAAGGAGUAGCAGGCCUUGAGUUCCC
This is a messenger RNA of Jatropha curcas, 1698 nucleotides long. NCBI's taxonomy places the organism in Eukaryota, Viridiplantae, Streptophyta, Magnoliopsida, Malpighiales, Euphorbiaceae. The record is from RefSeq and is a predicted model, not a curated record.